AUGGUACAGCAACUAGAAAACAACCAGGAAGAAGAAGAGGAAGUGGACAACACAGAAAUGAUGAUCAUCAAUGACAAACGACAUGAAACAAUAGAGAAGGGGCAAAUUUACAAGGACAAAGAAACAUUGAUAAGUACACUAUGCUACUUUGCAAUCAAGAAGACAUUUCAAUACAAAGUAGUGAAAUCUUGCACAAAAGAAUACAACAUAGUGUGUUUGGACACAAACUGCAAAUGGAGUUUAAAGGCUACAAAAAAUGGAAACACAGAAACAUUCAUAAUAAGGAGCUACGAAGAAGAACACACAUGUGCAGUUACAAUAAGAUUUGGAGAUCAACGACAAGCUACAUCAAAGUUGAUAGCAGACUUUGUAAAACCAAAAUUCUUGAACCUGAAAACAAAGUGCAGCCCUGCAGACAUAAAGACAGAAAUGAAAGACAAAUACGGAAUAAAGAUGAAUUACAUGAAAGCAUGGCGUAGUAAAGAGCGAGCACAAACCCAGCUACAUGGAAAUGCUAAAGAGUCGUACAAUCUCUUGCCUAGAUACCUGUACAUGCUACAGAAAACAAAUCCAGGAACAUUAAUAGACAUAGAGAAAGAUGAUGAUGACAGUUUCAAAUAUGCAUUUGUUGCAUUAAAUGCUGCUAUAAAAGGUUGGCCAAACUGCAAACCAAUCAUCGUGGUAGACGGUACAUUCCUAAAGGCCGCGUAUGGAGGCACGUUGCUCACUGCCAACACACAAGAUGCAGAAUCUAAAAUUUUUCCACUAGCAUACUGCAUAGUUGAUUCUGAGAACGAUAAAUCGUGGGAGUGGUUCUUAAAAAAAAUAAGAGAAGCAUUCGGGGUUCGAGAAUGUCAAUGCCUAAUAUCAGACAGACAUGAAAGCAUCAUCAAAGCAACUAGGAAAGUGUUCCCUGAAAUAACACAUGGCUACUGCAUCUUCCACCUCUUGUCGAACCUCAAAACAAAAUUCAAGAAAAAUGCAAAGCAUUUCAGAGUGCCAUUCUUUGCAGCUGCAAAAGCUUACACAGAAAUGGAGUUUGAAUUCCAUAUGAGGGAGCUAGACAACUUGGAUAAGCGCAUAAGACCGUACCUGGAGAAAAUUGGCCAUGAAAAAUGGUCAAGGUAUCAUUCAGAAAACAACAGGUACUCUACCAUGACAUCAAACAUAGCUGAGGCACUGAACUCAGCAAAUUUAGCAGCAAGGGAAACACCAGUGACAACAUUAAUGGAGUGCUUGAGGGCACAAAUGCAAGAGUGGACAUACAAUAAUAGAAAGGAGGCACAAAAAUGCACAACAAGGCUGACACCAUCAUCUGAGAAAAAACUCAUAGGGAACUAUGUACAGUCAUUGCGACUAACAGUAAGUUCAGAUUAUCGUUCGCAUAAAGUAAAAUUAAAACAGUUGUGUUUGCAUAGUUUUUUGGUUGUUUUAAAGUUGGUUUAAAACUUGCAGGU
This is a messenger RNA of Cannabis sativa, 1457 nucleotides long. RefSeq lists its product as uncharacterized. The transcript is spliced from 3 exons. The record is from RefSeq and is a predicted model, not a curated record. NCBI's taxonomy places the organism in Eukaryota, Viridiplantae, Streptophyta, Magnoliopsida, Rosales, Cannabaceae. Bases 1 to 1446 code for a protein of 481 amino acids.